AUGCGAAGCGUCGCGCAUGCACGGCCACGAACAAACAAAAUGCACCAGCAGGAGCUGGGACCAAGGGACGGUGUGGAUAGACGGUGCGGCUGCUUCUGCGCCUUUUGGCAGAGCGCAGAGCGGGACCAGCCCGGGGGCGCUCGCCUUCUUUCUUGUGCUCAUCGUGCGCCGUCGAAUCUGUCGGGGGCAGUGGCGGACUUCCAUCGCGAAGCAGCGAGGGCUGGGAGGUCCCUGUGCCGCGUUCUGGCCAAGCACGCAGGAACCCCGGAACAUAAGCCGACGCGCAAGCGAGAGCAAACUCAGAGCGGCCCUGUUGUGGCCCGGAAGCCCACGGGCGCUGUGUUGCAUCCUCUGCCAUAG
This is a messenger RNA of Ostreobium quekettii, 360 nucleotides long. The record is from the annotation of a GenBank genome assembly. Lineage: Eukaryota; Viridiplantae; Chlorophyta; Ulvophyceae; Bryopsidales; Ostreobiaceae.